AUGGGACUCUUCCACCGCCAUAAACACAACCAACAACCGCUUGAUCCCCGGGCGCAGAAGGCGCUGCUCGAUCACCAAAAGCAGCUGCCGGCGGCUCCCCAACUACACCCUCACCCGCCACCUCAGUGUCCCGCUCCGACGGCUAAUGGGUUCAAAAACGUCGUCUACUUCGCCAACUGGCUGGUAUACGCUCGCAAACACUUUGCCGCCGACAUCCCCGUGGACCAGGUGUCCCACGUGUUCUAUGCCUUCUGCCACAUUGAUGCUAACACUGGCAAACUCAAAUUUACUGAUGAAUGGUGUGAUUUGCAGCUUCCCAUGGCUGAUCCUCGCGAUCCGCUGAAGAAAGUGGAAGGAAGCAUUGCCCAGCUCCAAGCGCUCAAACAGACCCACCGCCACCUUAAAGCGGUGCUUUCGAUUGGCGGGUGGGCCACCGAGGGUCAAUUCCAGGGGAUGGUGGCGCUGAAGGAUAAGCUCAAGGCGUUUAUCACUCUGUGUGGUGAUUUUAUUAAGAAGUAUAAGUUUGAUGGCAUCGAUGUUGACUGGGAGUACCCUCAGAAACAUGAGAUGGCGCUGUUUGUUGAACUUUUGGCGGGGAUUCGGCGCGAGCUUGAUGGUAUUCGCCCGGGGCUCUCGUUACUGAUUGCCGCUCCCGCAGGCAUGGAUAAGCUUGCCCAGUUCGACUUUCAAGGCAUUGAUCGCUACCUUGACUUUUGGAACGUCAUGUGCUACGACUUUGCUGGUGGCUGGUCAACAAAGACUGGUUAUCACGCUAACCUCUUCGGAGACAAUGGCGAUAACCCCCUCAAUUGUCACGAUGUCAUUGAUUACUACAUCAAGCAUGGCAUCCACCCGUCACGACUCGUGAUGGGGAUGCCCCUUUACGGCCGUAACUUCUUUGGUGCUGCCACCGGUGACAUCGGAGCCCCCUUCACUAAAGAGCGAGGCCCCAACCCUCCUGUGGACCAGGACACCGUCGACUACAAUAAACUCAUUCCUGGCCAACAGAACAUGGACCCCCGCAAAGUCGGUGCUCUGGUGUACGAUCCUAAGGCCCACUUAUUCAUCACCUAUGACGACGUCCAGUGUACUCGGAUCAAAGCUCGCUAUAUCCAGCUGAACGGGCUUGGAGGAGGCAUGUGGUGGGAUCUGGCGGGUGAUACUAAAGAUCCACAAACGCUGUUGGUGCAAACGUUCUUCCGGGAAAUGGGGGGCCAGGAGAAACUCGACCACACCCCCAACUGGCUUGGAUAA
This is a messenger RNA of Diutina rugosa, 1254 nucleotides long. It is a transcript of the gene CHT4, whose product is annotated as putative chitinase. Gene Ontology annotation, biological process: chitin catabolic process; carbohydrate metabolic process. Lineage: Eukaryota; Fungi; Ascomycota; Pichiomycetes; Serinales; Debaryomycetaceae. Gene Ontology annotation, molecular function: chitinase activity; chitin binding. The record is from RefSeq and is a predicted model, not a curated record. The transcript has a single exon. Gene Ontology annotation, cellular component: extracellular region. The coding region runs from base 1 to 1254 and encodes 417 amino acids.